Molecule: messenger RNA, 788 nt
Organism: Acanthisitta chloris (rifleman)
Lineage: Eukaryota; Metazoa; Chordata; Aves; Passeriformes; Acanthisittidae
Product: deoxycytidine kinase-like
Exons: 6
Biological process (GO): nucleobase-containing compound metabolic process
Cellular component (GO): mitochondrion; cytoplasm
Molecular function (GO): deoxyguanosine kinase activity; ATP binding
Source: RefSeq, a predicted model, not a curated record
CGCCCCCGACAGACCUCACACCCGCACCGCGCGAUCGGCACCCAGAGUCUAGUCCGACCCACACCCUGAGCGAACUUCUCCAAUGUUCCGCAGCCGCAGGGAAGUCAACGUUUGUGAGGCUGCUGGAGAAACACAGCGAUGAGUGGGAGAUCAUCCCCGAACCCAUCGCUAAGUGGUGCAACAUCCAGACAGCCGAGGAUGAGUAUGAGGAACUUUCAACAUCUCAGAAGAGUGGAGGAAACCUACUUCAAAUGCUGUAUGACAAACCCACAAGAUGGGCUUACACAUUUCAGAGUUACGCUUGCUUGAGCAGAGUCAGAGCACAAUUAAAACCCGUCUCAGCCAAGCUACAAGAAGCAGAACAUCCAGUGCAGUUUUUUGAGAGAUCUGUGUACAGUGACAGAUAUGUAUUUGCUUCCAACCUGUUUGAGUCUGGAAACAUUAACGAAACAGAGUGGUCCAUUUACCAGGACUGGCACACGUGGCUUUUGAAUCAGUUUCAAUCAGAUAUAGAACUGGAUGGCAUGAUCUACCUCAGAACCACCCCUCAGAAAUGCAUGGAAAGGCUACAGAUGAGAGGAAGAGAAGAGGAGCAGGGAAUUGAGCUGGAGUAUCUGGAAAACCUCCACUCCAAACACGAAGCCUGGCUUCAUGAGAGGACUGUGGGAGUUGAUUUUGAGAACCUUAAAGAGAUUCCUAUUCUAGUUUUGGAUGUUAAUGAAGACUUUAAGAAUGAUGAGAUUAAACAGGAGUACCUGAUUGAUAAGGUCAAGUCUUUCCUGGCUUAA